Molecule: messenger RNA, 3790 nt
Organism: Tachysurus vachellii
Lineage: Eukaryota; Metazoa; Chordata; Actinopteri; Siluriformes; Bagridae
Gene: maza
Product: myc-associated zinc finger protein
Exons: 8
Coding region: 1187-2734 (515 amino acids)
Biological process (GO): regulation of transcription by RNA polymerase II
Molecular function (GO): RNA polymerase II cis-regulatory region sequence-specific DNA binding; DNA-binding transcription factor activity
Source: RefSeq, a predicted model, not a curated record
GUCCGGCUUCCAACAGCAGAGGAUCCGUCCGUACUGUGCGGGGAGAGGAGUUUAGACUUUACCAAACAGCAAGCUGAUGCUUUAUAUUUAGCCAUCGUGAUUUCAUUUGGGAUUUUGCGUCGGCUAAAUAAUACUUGUCUGGUCUGCAAGGGGGAGGGAGAAGGAGAGUGAGGGAGAGAGAGGGAGAGAGGACGACGGCGCUCGGGAGAAGAAACACACGCACACACACACACACACACACGCACACACACACACACAUCGGGCCGGAGGAGGGGACGAGGACAGAGAGGGGGGAGUUCACUCCAAAUGCUAUCCCUUUAAAACAAGGGGGACACGGCGGUGGGGGAAGAGAGCGAUAGCGGCGCGGAGAAGACGGGAUAAAAAAAGAAAAGGGAAGAAAGAGCGAGGGCGGGAGGGAGCGUGUUACAAGGGAAAAAAAAGAAAGAUGUCAUCCUCUCGAUUGAAAUGCCGAGGCGGAGCCAUGGACCACGACCGACGAAGCGACUCAGCAGACAGGGAUGAGAUUUAACGCAACACCGAGGCUCGUUUACAGGCCCAGAAGGCGAAACCUUAACUACAAUAAAAUAGGUUGCUUUCUUUCCCAUCCCGAGCGACUGCUGAGUACAAAGCCAACGUCUAACUCAUUUUUAUUUUAUAUUUAUAUAUAAAUAUAAAUAACGUUGGGUUCUUUUGCAUGAACGAUUUUGCACAUGUCUUAUUGAUAAGCCACUAUUCCAGCAGCAACAACAAAAUAAUAAUGACAGCAUUACUGUAUACGUAAUGUAUCGUAUUAGGCAUGAGAACUAUGUUAUUUUAAUGUGCGAAUGCAAUCUGGCUCUGUGUUCGUUUAGAUGGGUUUUAUAUCAUUUAGAUUAUGUUUCAUUAUCUGUUUUUAAAAUCCUGUGACGUGUUUAAAUGAUUAAGAUCACGUCUGUAAAGCGCUUCCUUUUUUUAAAAAAAAAAAACCAACAUAAUAGUCCAUCAUUGUUCCUGGUGAUGGGUUACUUUUAGCUGGAUACUUAUAUAAAAAAAAAAAAAAAGCACAAAUCCGGGGGAACCUAUUUAGAGAAUUCACUUCAAAGGGAUCAAAGGGAGAUCAAAGCCUCAGACGUAACUGAUUCGAGUGACGUCACAACACGUCAUUUCCCUCCCCCUCCCUCCCUCCCUCCCAAUCGAAUUCUUCAAGAUGGACGCUGCUUGGAGCAAUUUCCUCUUUCAGACCCCGCCUUCACAGUCCCAAACUGAGAGCACCCUCCAAUCAGAUCUUCUGCCGGAGCUCACGGACGCGCAUCAGGAAACGCCCACCGAACACAUAGCCCCGCCCCCGUCUACCGUGGACACAGCGGCGCUGAAUGAGGAGCCAGAACCAGAGCCAGUUAAGCCUGUGUCUCGGCCUGCCCGCCCUGCUCAUAUAUGCUCCAUAUGCAACAAGCAGUUUAAGAACAGCUAUAACUUGCGUCGCCACCAGUCAGUCCACACUGGAGUGAAAAUGAAAGACAGAGCAGCCCGAGAGAAGGUGGAUGCAGCGAAGGCAGGUCAGCGAGUGGAGAGGCAAACCAUUCCUCUCUCCCUCCUCCAGCUCUCCAUACCUGCCCCGAUCACAGUGGCUACCGAUCCCAUGAUCCACCCAUCCCCCAUCAACAACCAACAGGUGGAGACAGUCGCAGUAUCUAUCACUCCAGCAACGGUUGCCAUGACAGCAGCUCAGCCUCUACCUGCUGCUGUAGUGGUUACUGGGACAAUGGUGCAGGUUGGCUUGAUUGGAUAUUCACAGACACUGAUGUCCGAUGAUGUGUGUUUGAAGUCAAAAGAAGAGUAUUUUCAUGCUGCGCCAACCAACAACACCGGAGAGAACCCAAGUCUUCCCAGCCCAAUUCAGAUUUCGAUCCCAAUCACAAACCCACAUCCUAUUCCUACUCCAAGCCCCAACCCCAACCCUAACCCGGUACGGAAGAACCAUGCAUGUGAGGCAUGCGGGAAGGCUUUCCGGGACGUCUACCAUCUGAAUCGGCACCGGUUGUCCCACUCGGAUGAGAAGCCGUACUCUUGCCCCAUCUGCCAGCAGCGUUUUAAGAGGAAGGAUCGGAUGAGUUACCAUGUCAGAUCCCACCAAGGCGGAGUGGAGAAACCAUACGUGUGUCCUCAUUGUGCCAAGGGUUUCUCACGGCCUGACCAUCUUAACAGUCAUGUGCGGCAGGUGCACUCCACAGAGAGACCCUUUAAGUGUCCGACAUGCGAGUCUGCAUUUGCCACAAAGGACCGGCUGCGCGCUCAUAUGAUCAGACAUGAGGACAAAGUUCCAUGUCAUAUCUGUGGCAAACUGCUCUCUCCUGCUUAUAUCACGGAUCAUAUGAGGGUACACAACCAAUCCCAGCAUCAUGUGUGCCACUUGUGCAACCGAAGCUUUACCACACUGACAUACCUGCGUGUCCAUGCUCAAAAACACCACGGACAGGAGUGGAAAGAUAGCAGCAUGGGUCGUGGCUCGGGACCUGGUGGGGUGCUGUUAUGCCAACUGUGUGGGGUCCACUGCAAGACUCCUACCCAGCUUCAGGGUCACAUGGCCACCCAUGCCAACCAGGCAGAUCCUGCGGUACAAGACCCCAUCAGCAGCAGCAGCAGCAGCACUUUAGCGGGCACAGUUUCCACGGCAACCUCUGUCUCCAGCCCUGCAGCCACUGUAGGCCUGCUAGUGACUGACUGCUCUAGCAUCGCUGCCCAAAGCCACAGCUAACCCCAGGCUUUAGGGGCAUAGAUGGGUAAGGGCAGGGAAGAUAAAGCACAUCAGUAAUUAGGAACAGGUGAUGUCCCCAUGCGAGAACUGUCCGGUUUAUAUUUAUUAUAUAUAAUUUACUCUUUGAGCUAUUUGGAUGUGUCUAGUGCUUGUGUGUUAUAAAUAAAAUAACUUUUUAAUCUUUCCUAUAGGCCGUUACUUUGUAUGAAAGAGUUGCUUUGGAAAUUUUGCACCCUCCUCCAUCUAUGGUGCCUCAGACACUGCAAGCAGUCAGCAUGAGCUCACUGACUUUUUAACAGCAAGUCUGAUAAAUCAAGAAAUUAUUUGUUCAUUUCAAGUGUUCACAGACUCCUGGCCAGUCCCACUGGUACUGUGUGGUUUGCUCUACUUUGGGAACUGUUCUACGAAGACGGACAGUUGGAUUAAGUGGUGCAACGCUUCCUAAUUACGUCAAUAGCUUCCCAAAGGAGGAUGUGAUGAAAUGAAGACUGUCAAGUGUUGUCCCAAUUUAUUUAUAACCUGUCUCUCAUGAUCAGGAAUCUAGAAUGUUGAAAAUUAUUAUUUUUAGAUAUCCAAUUGAUACCCAGUAUAAGUUACCUUCAGUAUUUCAACAAAACAGCCAAAUAGGAUCAGGUAACUCACCCAUAUUCCAGCACAUUUGAGCAGCCUCCGUGUAGGUGAGCUGCAGCUGUGAGGAAGGGGCUUACAAUGAUGUAUCAUUUCCUGCCAUAAAUUCCAGAUGCCUGUAAACCGUUCAUUUAGAGUUAAAUGUACAACAUAGGAGUCACUUGUAUUGUUUGUGUGGAUAUAAUUAACUAUUGUUAAAUAUCUUUUAUCAAGGAAUCUCAUUGAUGUUAUUUUAUCUUUAAGCUUUUGACUAAGGAUGUGAACUUUGAUGUCGCUUGAGAAGCUACAUAAUGCUCUAUCCUUUGGCCCAUGUUUGUGUUUGAAGCUUUGUUGAACGCCAAAACUUUGUUGCUGUUGCUGUGACAAUAUCUAAAUUAAUCAAUGUACAAAAUGACAAACGUGCACCUAAUUAUACUUCCUUUAACUAAA